GCGUGCCAGAGCGCAAGGAAGCUGCGACGCGGAGUUUCACUCUGGCUGUCUUCUCUUCAGAGUCCCAGACGCGGCCGAAGUCGUGUCCAGGCCAAGCCAGAGCUGCAGCCUCAGGGCGGCGGUGCCCUCAUCCUGCCCCCUCGCCCUCCUCAGCCCGGUGCCUUGGAAUUCGUGUCGCUGAGUCAGCAAGCCUUUCAGAUUUGCCUGGUUUUUGUUGUCUGCGUUUUAUAUCAAGAUGGGAACUCGAACAAGUCAUUCCUCCUAAGGAUCUGGUGUCUCCAUCAAGAAGGGGCAGUUUGUGCCAGCCCUCCAGAGAGAAAAGGUCUGCUGGAAACACUGGGCGAUGAACCGGAGACACCAGCCCAGAGUGGUCUGAGCCAUUUGGGAAAGCAGAGGGAGUCCUGGGGAAGAUGGCCAUGGCCCCAAGCUCUUCCCUAACUCAGGCGUACACCAGCCCUGUGGUAGUGGCCGUGUGGGAAUGGCAGGAUGGGCUGGGCACCUGGCACCCCUAUAGUGCCACUGUCUGCAACUUCAUCGAGCAGCAGUUUGUCCAGCAGAAGGGCCAGCGCUUUGGGCUGGGGAGCCUGGCCCACAGCAUCCCCUUAGGCCAAGCUGACCCCUCGCUGGCCCCUUACAUCAUUGACCUCCCCAGCUGGACCCAGUUCCGCCAAGACACAGGCACCAUGCGGGCUGUGCGGAGGCACCUGUUCCCCCAACAUUCAGCCUUGGGCCGGGGCAUCGUCUGGGAGUGGAUGAACGACGAUGGCUCCUGGAUGGCCUAUGACGCCAACGUGUGUGACUAUCUGGAGCAGCAGGUGGCCAGGGGCAUCCAGCUCGUGGACUUGGCGCCUCUGGGGUACAACUACGUCGUCAACUAUGCCACCCACACACAAACCAACAAGACUUCAAACUUCUGCCGUAGUGUGCGGCGCCAAGCAGGUCCCCCUUACCCAGUGACCUCCAUCAUCGCCCCACCAGGCCACACGGGAGUCGCCUGCUCUUGCCAUCAGUGCCUCAGCGGCGGCGGAACUGGCCCUGUGUCAGGUCGCUACCGCCACUCCAUGACCAGCCUUCCUGCAUACCCUGUCCCCCAGCCUCCCCAAAGGACUGCUGUUUUCGGUGCCCACCAGGCCUUUGCCCCAUACAAUAAGCCCUCACUCUCUGGAGCUAGGUCUGCGCCCAGGCUGAACACCACCAACCCCUGGGGUGGUUUGCCAGCCUCCUUGGGGAACCAGCCCCUUUACUGCUCCAGCCUCUCCCACCUGGGACCUCAGCACCAUCCCCCAGGAUCAUCCACUGCCAGUGGAGCCAGUGCCUCCUUCCCCAGCGGUCCUGUGAGCAACCCUGUGAGCAACCCCGGAAGCAUCCCCGCCACUGUGCCCAUGCAGAUGACAAAGCCCAGCAGGGUCCAGCAAGCCCUUGCAGGCAUGACGAGUGUUCUGAUGUCAGCCAUCGGACUCCCUGUGUGUCUUAGCCGCGCACCUCAGCCCGCCAGCCCUCCCGCCUCCUGUCUGGCCUCUAAAAGUCACAGCUCAGUUAAGAGAUUGAGGAAAAUGUCCAUGAAAGGAGGGCCUCCAAAGCCAGAGCCAGAGCAGGUGAUAAGAAACUAUACUGAAGAGCUAAAAACAGCCCCGGAUGAGGACUGCAUCAUCUGCAUGGAGAAACUGUCUGUGGCGUCUGGGUACAGUGAUGUGACCAACAGCAGGACUGUCGGGCCCAUGGCUGUGGGCUGCCUCACCAAGUGCAGCCACGCCUUCCACCUGCUCUGCCUGCUGGCCAUGUACUGCAACGGGAACAAGGAUGGAAGUUUACAGUGUCCUUCCUGCAAAACCAUCUAUGGGGAGAAAACUGGGACCCAGCCUCGGGGGAAGAUGGAAGUGUUCAGCUUCCAGGUGUCCCUCCCUGGCCAUGAGGACUGCGGGACGAUACUCAUAGUUUACAACAUUCCUCACGGCAUUCAGGGCCCUGAGCACCCCAACCCUGGGAAGCCAUUCACCGCCAGAGGGUUUCCCCGCCAGUGCUACCUUCCGGACAAUGCCCAGGGCCGCAAGGUCCUAGAGCUACUGAAGGUGGCCUGGAAAAGGCGGCUUAUCUUCACAGUGGGCACGUCCAGCACCACAGGCGAGACUGACACGGUGGUGUGGAAUGAGAUCCACCACAAGACCGAGAUGGACCGCAACGUGACAGGCCAUGGCUACCCCGAUCCCAACUACCUGCAGAACGUGCUGGCUGAGCUGGCCGCUCAGGGGGUGACUGAGGACUGCCUGGAGCAGCAGUGACCCUCCAGCCUGGCAGCCAGUGCCCCGUCCCCACUGCCAGCCGGGCUGCCCUGGGAUGGACAGGCAGGAAGGUGCCUUUACUUGGAGGCUGAAAUGUUUGUUGGGGAGGGUGGGCAUUUUCCACCGGAGCUGGGGCUUCUCCCGUUUGCCUUUCCUCCUUCCUCUCCCCCUCCAGGCCUGGAUCUGCAUGGGAAUUGGGCAAGCCUGGGGAGUUGUUCUUGUGGGGGCUUACGACGCAGCUACCUCAGUGCUGGGGGCCUGGCGUGGGCUGAGGGGAGAUGGCCCCAGCCCCAGUCGGGGGCUGGCAUGGGUCUGGGUCAGCUUCUCAUACCUCAGAUGUUCUGUUUGCAAUAAAUGCCUAAUAGCCAAA
Molecule: messenger RNA, 2649 nt
Organism: Phyllostomus discolor (pale spear-nosed bat)
Lineage: Eukaryota; Metazoa; Chordata; Mammalia; Chiroptera; Phyllostomidae
Gene: DTX2
Product: deltex E3 ubiquitin ligase 2
Exons: 11
Coding region: 411-2279 (622 amino acids)
Biological process (GO): protein ubiquitination; Notch signaling pathway
Cellular component (GO): nucleoplasm
Molecular function (GO): zinc ion binding; ubiquitin protein ligase activity
Source: RefSeq, a predicted model, not a curated record